Messenger RNA from Monomorium pharaonis (pharaoh ant), 1965 nucleotides. Its product is annotated as cytochrome P450 9e2. The record is from RefSeq and is a predicted model, not a curated record. Lineage: Eukaryota; Metazoa; Arthropoda; Insecta; Hymenoptera; Formicidae. The coding region runs from base 341 to 1867 and encodes 508 amino acids. The transcript has a single exon. Gene Ontology annotation, molecular function: iron ion binding; monooxygenase activity; heme binding.
UAUACGAAUGCACACAUUUAGCAUCCACAACAAGUAAUUACAUGUUCAAAUAAUAAUAUACUAAUAUUGCAACAUAUGACACAAUCUUGGUCAGUAAAAUUUGGUCAUUUAGUGAUUCGAAUCGAAAAGUAUCAAUGCUGAUUAAUCUUACAUAAUAUCAGCUUAUGAAAACUUUGCGGUAGAAAGAUAGGAGUAUAUUAAUAGACAGGAACUGCCGCGUAUGCGAACAGUUGUCUGCAACGAUUCGUGUCGGCAGUAUCACUAGUGCUUUCAGUCGAUCACUUAUCAAGAAACGUUUACAAAGAAAUCGUAGAAAAACAUUUUUUAACAAUUUUUUGCAAUGGAAUAUUGGUCAAUAUUCUUAUCAAUAGUGAUUGGUGUGUUGAGUAUUUUUUAUCUUUUUAGAAAUUUCAAUUUUUUUAAAAGAAAUGGUCUUAUACACAUACCGCCUGUUCCAAUACUUGGUACUAUGACGUCACUUGUAUUUCGUCGAGUGUCAUUCGCCGAUUUCGCUUUGAAGAUAUACGAUUUCAUUCCUGACGCAAAAUAUUAUGGAUUCUACGCCACGACAAAUCCAGUCUUUUUGAUUCGCGAUCCAGACCUCAUUAAGUCUAUCCUUGUCAAGAAUUUUGAUUCAUUUCCAGAUCGUCGUGGCUUUUCUGAUUUGAAUGAUCCUUUAUUUGCAAAAAAUUUAUUUUCUCUGCAUGGGGAAAAGUGGCGAAAUGUGAGAGCCCUACUGAGUCCGUCUUUCACGUCCAGCAAGAUGAAAAUGAUGUUCACGCUGAUGUCGGAAUGUGCUAAGGAUUUUGGUAAAUUUCUAUCGACAUUAUCGGAAGACAAAUGUGAAAUGAACACGAAAGACGCCUUCUCUAAAUAUACGAACGACGUCAUCGCUACAUGUGCCUUUGGAAUUAAAAUUAACUCUAUGAAAGAUCCGACAAACAAGUUCUACGUUUACGGCAAGGAAGCGACUAACUUCCGUGCCUUCAAGUUCCUUUUGCUUAGAACUUUCCCAACUCUUGGAAAAAUUCUCAAGAUAAAGCUUAUCAACGAUUACAUAUCAAAUUUUUUUAAGGACAUCGUAGAGACUACAAUUGCUACUCGUGACGCAGAGCACAUUACACGCCCGGAUAUGCUGCAGUUAAUGAUGGAUAUCAGAGGCAAGGAAGGUUGUAGAGAACUAGACAUCGACGAAAUGACUGCGCAGGCUUUCGUCUUUUUCUUUGGUGGCUUUGAUACUAGCUCAACCACGAUGUCGUUUGCAGCUCAUGAGAUUGCAGCUAACCCAGAAGUUCAGACCAAAUUGCAGCAAGAGGUCGACAAGGUUUUGGAGAAGUCGAAUGGAGAAGUAUCUUACGAAUCUAUUAACCAGUUCGAAUAUUUAGAAGCGGUGAUAAGCGAGACUCUCAGAUUAUAUCCACCAAUUAUGUUCUUAGAAAGAACAUGCAACAAAUCUUAUGACUUACCACCUGCAUUGCCAGGCGAGAAAUCAUUUGUCGUGAAGAAAGAUACGAUUUUUUGGAUCCCGGUUUACGCGAUACAUCGUGAUAAAAAGUACUAUGAUAAUCCGGAGAAAUUUUGUCCAGAAAGGUUUUUAAAUAACAAAAUGCAUUACAUCAAUUGCUCACAUUACAUGCCAUUUGGAUUAGGACCUAGAAUGUGUAUAGCUAACAGGUUCGCCAUGCUGGAAGUCAAAGUUCUACUGUUUCACUUACUAGCGCGAUGUGAGCUGAAACCUUCCGCAAAAACUGCGUCUCCAAUAAAAUUUAGCAGAAAUCUAACAGCGCUGCCGGAGAAUGGAUUUUGGUUGAACAUUCAACGUAGAAAAAAUAUGCAUCCUCUAUUGACGUCUGUAAUAAAUGGCUAACUCUCAAAACAUUUUAAAUUAUAAUAGAAAAAUAUUACGUUUGUGAUAAAAAUUAUUUUUGUAAUAAAAAUUAUUGGACAAUUUUAUAAUUUUAUAAA